AUGGUGGCUACUGAGGUAUUGAAACGUGCUCUUCCUUCGCUGACCCAGGGCACAACCGCUACCGCAGAUGGUAGCGGAGCAGCGUCUACAUCUUCUUUUCCAGUUCCAACUAUCACCCCACCUUCCAUGGCAGGCAAUCCGCAUAUUUUGGGAUCGUCAAGGCCCUCAGGAACCGUUUUCAUCGCCGUGGGAUCAAUCGUAGGAUUUUUUUUGGCAGCUAUUGUGACGAUGUAUGUGGUUUCUGCGUACAUUUCGCGGUCCAACGCUAAUAAACAGCGGUAUCUUGCCAUUGACAGCGAGUUCAAUGCCCAUGUCAAUGGUGGUGACAUGUACAAAACGGAAAAAAGCCGUUUUUCAGAAAAAUUCUCGCCCCAGAUGCGCUCCAGCCCCAACAUGGUCAGAUUACUCGACAGCCCUAAUAAUGGCAGUAAAGUGUCUCAGAGCUCCACCCCCCGGGACGAGAUGCACGAGUUUCCUCAGGAGCUAUAUUCUACGCUCCAGGGUUCGACAGCCGCACCAAACCGCAGAUCACUAUUCAUUUCGCCUACAGUGGAAGUGGUGAACCAGCAACGGAGAAAUAUGAUGAUCCCUAGCGUCAAUGCAUCAUCUUCGUCUUUGCUGUCCGAGUCAAGUCCUGAGCUGAAUCGCCCCGAGAGAGCGGCAUCUCCAGAGCGCAGAAAAGGACAGCAGACCAGACAAAAAUCCAAUUUGGGCACCAACGUCGCAUCGUCAUCGUCCAAAAAAGCUUCUCCACCUCCUGAAACUUGGCAAGCCCGAGAAACUCCUUUGCAGAGGUCGAAAGCGCCAUCCAUGUACCUGGAAAAGCUGCUCGACGACGACUGA
Lachancea lanzarotensis is the source of this 843-nucleotide messenger RNA. Its product is annotated as LALA0S04e09010g1_1. NCBI's taxonomy places the organism in Eukaryota, Fungi, Ascomycota, Saccharomycetes, Saccharomycetales, Saccharomycetaceae. Gene Ontology annotation, cellular component: cellular bud neck; fungal-type vacuole. The record is from RefSeq and is a predicted model, not a curated record. Bases 1 to 843 code for a protein of 280 amino acids. The transcript has a single exon.